CCUUCUCCCUGCCAAGAUACACCCUGGUCAUCUCUCCCCUCAGGCCUGGACCCACACUUGGGGGACCCCUGGCACCCCACUCCCACAACCCACGCACAGGGGAUUUCCCUCCCCCCCCUCAAGCUCCCUGAAUCUCCCCUUGACCCAUGCCCGGGGGAUCCCUGGGAUCCCCUGGCACUCGUGCCCCCAUACACACAGCCAGAGGACCCUUGACUCUCUGUCACCCUCCCACAUGCGGCUGCCCUCUGCCCCCUCACUGUCCCUUCCCCUGGCCCUUGUCCUUGCCAGCACAGCCCCUCCAGGCGGGGAUCAGCUCUUGCACUUCCUCCCUCCAGCAGCACCAGGCCUGAACUGAUGAAGGUGCAUGUUUCCCACCAGGAAACCUGCCCUUCCUUCUGAGGUGGCCCUAGAGACCUGCAAGCCCCCCCCCCACGCACCUGUAAACAUUGUAGAGCUGCAAUCGGUGAUCUCCAUCUCACCUGCUACUUAGAAGGAGCUGGGAGCUUUCUCCUCACCAUCCUUCAAAAUAAAAUCUGAGGAAGAAGAAUUUGCCACAGAAGCAGCAGAGGGACCUUGAUGUACUUCGACUGAGUCAUUCUCUGUGGUCUUACCCUUUGUGUCCCUUCUAGACCUCAGAAGACUCAGCUCAGAAUUAUUUAACCGAAGCCAUGGCAACAGGGAAUCCAACUGUGCUCCAAGGAUCAUCUCGGGACACGAAGCAAAGAAAUAAGCCCUUGAUAAAAGGCGUUCAAACUCCAAAUAAGGAAGUGAUCGGAUUAGAUGCCAAGAAGAUGUUAGAUCGAAGUCGGUCAAAACUUAAUACUCGUGAGACCCAAAGAAUCAUAUCUGUCUUGGAUGAGACGAUUGUCAAGCUGGAGCUGAGCAGUUUGAUCCCUUGUAUUAUUGACUCUCUGGAUAGGUUUGCUGAUAUGCUGGGCCCUGCGAUCACAAAUGACCUGAUUGAGCACCAAAAGCUUUCAAGCAAAGUGGAGGACCUACUCUCCAGCUUUCAAGAAGAGGACACGUCAAGAGCGGAGGAACAGAGGGACUGUCUUUGCUUGCUAGAGCAACAUCUGAAAAGUUCUGUUAGAAAUAUUCUGAGACGCUUGCUCGCCAACCCUUCACUUUGUCAGGCUCUGAAAUAUGAAGUCUGUGCAAGGCAGUCAUCAGCUGAAGCGUUUAUCAAGGCCUUUAGGGAGUUCAGGAAUUUCAUGCAUGAGAGACUGCUGACUAGUCUCUUAGAAGAGAAAGAAAAGAUUCAGUUCAUGGAAAACAUCUCCCGCCGGAUUACAAAAAACACUGAAACACUCACAGCUUUAAAGGCAGAACUGGCAGCAACAACCCAGUCUCGAGAUGAAAAGAUUCACAGGAAGGACAAUACGAUCAAAAAUCUCAAAAACUCCUUGCAAGAUGUAGCCAACAACUACAAGAUCAGUGUCCUGCAGAUUACGCAGGAAGGGGAAAACCAGCAAAAAGAGGAGCUGCGAUCUUCCCAGGCCAAGUGUGCCAAGCUACAGCAGGACAUUCAGCAGCUAAGAGCACAACUCUGUACGCUUGUACUGGAGCAUCGGGAAUCAGAGCUGGCUCUCAGAAAGAAGAAGUGCAAAGUAGAGAUGGAAAUUGAGAAGUGGAUCCAAAAAUAUGAUGCGGACAUGGGGGAAAAACAGGCUGAGUAUGAGGAGCUCUAUGCUCUCUACUCUGAGGAGAAGGCCCAGGUGUCCCUUCUGCAGGAGAAACAUGCAGUGCUUAUCCAGGAGUACUCCCAGAUUGAGGAGGAGCGCAGGAUACGUCAGAAGAAGAAGGAACGGGAUUUGGAGGAGUUGACCACCAUGACCCUUGCUGCCACCCGCAUCCAGGCCUUCUGGAGGGGAUACUUGGUCCGGUUAUUCUUCAAGUCGAAAAAGAAGAAGAAGAAGAAGGGAGGGGGCAAGAAGUCCUACAUAUAAGCACAAAAUCUAUUCUCUCUCCUCCGUUCUUUCCUCCUGGCCGAGCUGCUGGCUUCUGUGGCUCUUCCAGAUAAAAGCAUUAGCGAGACAGCCUUUGUACUCCGGCCCAAACUUUCCAGGGCUGGGGUUGGCUCUCAGAGUACAUCAAAGAAGUGGCAUGAAGACAUGUCUUAAUGUUUUAGGUUUAGCUCUGUUGCCUUUGAAAGGAGGAGGAUGUCUCUGAUGAAGGGACUGGACCAACCAGGAGUGCAGAUUCCUGACUAGAUUUAGUUCCUAUGCCCAAAUUGUGCUUUUGUAUGUCAGGUACCAAUUCUACUGUUACUGAAGGUGGCAAUAAAAUCAU
Messenger RNA from Struthio camelus australis, 2289 nucleotides. RefSeq names its product IQ motif containing D (gene DRC10). NCBI's taxonomy places the organism in Eukaryota, Metazoa, Chordata, Aves, Struthioniformes, Struthionidae. The record is from RefSeq and is a predicted model, not a curated record. Gene Ontology annotation, molecular function: protein binding.